AUGAACGGCGUUAUUGAGGCGCUUCACAUUUACGAUGAUAACCGUAAUCCUAUUCUCUCGCAUACCUAUGCAGGGCGGCCCUUGUCGGCAACCCAUCUUCUACCCCUCUACCUAGAACAUCCCGCACCGCGACCGAACCUCAUCUACCUCCCCAAUACGAGUCCUCCGACGCUUGUCUUCAGCUUAACACAUGCGAACCUCUUAUUCCUUGCUACGUCUUCAACCGAGAUCGAACCGCUGCUUGUCUUUGAGUUCCUACACCGCAUAAUAGAUGCUUUCGAAGACUUCCUUGGCGCGCCGCUCCUGGCCGUCAAGAUCGAGAAUAACUACGAUAUUGUUGCGCAACUACUGACGGAGAUGUGCGACGCCGGCAUAAUUAGUACGACAGAACCUAAUGCUCUGCGCGAGGUGGUGGAACAGGAAGGCUGGGUUGGGAAAUUGUUGGGAAGCAUCAAUCUGCCUGGAAAAGCACCUUUGAGCGCCAACUUCUCAAAUUCAAGCACGUCUUCCAUUUUGCCAUCGAACUCGACCGCUUUACCAUGGAGGAGAGCCAACGUGCGGCACACGUCCAACGAAAUGUACGCGGAUAUCGUGGAGACCUUGUCUGUUACACUCGCCCCUUCAGGAAGGCCUCUGGCAGCUUUCGCCAACGGCACUAUCGCAUUCACUUGUAAAGUAUCAGGCGUUCCGGACAUUACUUUGAACAUCACAAGUCCAUCCGGAAAACACAAUCUUGGCAGUAUCAUGGAACUACCCGUCUUUCACCCAUGUGUGCGGCUGAACCGGUGGAAGGAGAGACCAGGCGAGCUGAGCUUUAUUCCACCUGACGGGAGAUUCAUUCUGGCUGGGUACGAAGUGGACCUGCUGCCCUUUACGAGUGGGAAGAGCGGGAGCCUCAGCUCUAACAAUCUGAAGCUCCCCAUCAACAUGGAGGUCAAGACAGGUUUAGGGGCAACGGGAUCAGAUUUUGAGGUUCGGCUGCAGGUUAACAAGAUUCUCGGGGCACCUUCGCCAGCAUCAUCGGGUAUAGGGAGAGGCGGUAGUGGAGGCCGACUCGGUGGGCCUCAUCCUGGAUCUCCAGGAGCUCCUUUGAUGGAUGACUUAACUGUGACGAUUCCGCUGCCAGCCGAUGUUAGAAACCUAUCUGAGAUUCGACCGAGCAAAGGUGAUGCCAGCUUCAACCCCGGCGAGAAGUUUCUGGAGUGGUAUAUCCCCGCAAAGGAGUUAUCAGGCGGUACAAGCUACUUCGGUCUUAGGUGUACCGUUGUGGGACCACUGAUAGGUGAGGAUGAUGAGGGAUUCGAUCCUAACGGGUUUGGAUUCGGAACUGACUACACAUUUGAUGGGCCAUAUCAAAGUGUGCCUGUGGCCAAGGCGGCACAGAAUCCCGAAAGCACAGGUGAUGACAAGGACACCAAGAAAAUCGCACAGAACAAGAUCUUGAUGCCAACAUCGGCAUCAGUAAGUUUCUCGGUCAAGGGUUGGUUGGCAAGUGGAUUGAAAGUAGAGAGCAUACAGCUCGACACACGCAAGAGUAGGGGUCUGGGAGAGAGUGUCAAGCCCUACAAAGGAGUCAAGUACUUGACGGUUAGCAAGGGAGGUGUGGAGAUACGAUGUUAA
Messenger RNA from Fusarium coffeatum, 1620 nucleotides. RefSeq lists its product as uncharacterized. The record is from RefSeq and is a predicted model, not a curated record. NCBI's taxonomy places the organism in Eukaryota, Fungi, Ascomycota, Sordariomycetes, Hypocreales, Nectriaceae. Gene Ontology annotation, cellular component: cytoplasmic vesicle; clathrin adaptor complex. The coding region runs from base 1 to 1620 and encodes 539 amino acids. Gene Ontology annotation, biological process: intracellular protein transport; endocytosis. The transcript is spliced from 3 exons.